AUGCUACGAUCAAGAUUGUUUCCAAGCCUUCGGGUACUGCCCAUUCGCCAUGCCAGAUCCUUUGGCUUCUCCAGCACCGCCAGCCCCGCCAGCACCUCCCCAUCCAUGAACAUCCCUAUGCCGUAUAUCGAAGAGACUUCAGCAACUGGCAGAAAAACAUGGGACAUCUUUUCAAAGCUCCUACAGCAACGAAUAAUAUGUUUAAACGGCGAAAUCGACGACUACAUGUCAGCUUCCAUAGUAGCACAGCUUCUUUGGUUGGAAUCAGACGCCCCCGAGAAGCCCAUUACGAUGUACAUCAACUCACCGGGCGGCUCCGUCACAUCAGGCAUGGCGAUAUACGAUACGAUGACCUAUAUCAAAUCUCCCGUCGCGACCGUAUGUAUCGGAGGUGCCGCGUCCAUGGCAGCUAUCCUACUAGCUGGUGGCGAGGCAGGCAAGCGCAGUGCCCUUCCACAUAGCUCCAUCAUGAUCCACCAGCCAUUGGGCGGCACUCGAGGGCAGGCAUCGGACAUUUUGAUCUACGCGAACCAGAUACAAAAGAUACGAGAGCAGUCUAACCAAAUUAUGCGAUACCACUUGAAUAAGGCAAAAGGAUUUGACAAGUAUAGCCUGGAAGAGAUUAACGAUCUCAUGGAGAGAGACAAAUACCUAAGUGUGAACGAAGCGCUGGAGCUGGGAGUCAUUGAUGAGGUAUUCACAACGAGAAAGGAAAAGGAUACCGAGCCAAAGAAGGAGGAAGAGGAGGAGAGAAAGUACUAA
Molecule: messenger RNA, 762 nt
Organism: Trichoderma breve
Lineage: Eukaryota; Fungi; Ascomycota; Sordariomycetes; Hypocreales; Hypocreaceae
Product: clp protease domain-containing protein
Exons: 5
Coding region: 1-762 (253 amino acids)
Biological process (GO): protein quality control for misfolded or incompletely synthesized proteins
Cellular component (GO): endopeptidase Clp complex
Molecular function (GO): serine-type endopeptidase activity; ATPase binding; ATP-dependent peptidase activity
Source: RefSeq, a predicted model, not a curated record